AUGUUUCGACACAUUACGCUGUAUCAUCAGAAUGAAUCAAAAUUUGAAAUGACAUGUGAUUUGCAUAGCACAUGCGGUGUUUUAUAUCGAACAUAUUCAGCAUACAAAUCACACAUAUACCGAAAACAUUUAACUGAAUUACAUUCGAUAGAAGAAAUCAGCAAUACAUUUUCAAUUAAUGAUCAACAAAAGGAAGAUACGAAUUUUAUCAAUGAAACUGAUUCAUUCAAUACUUAUGAUAACAAUCCAUUAGGUUCUGUUACUGAUAUUCUAGAAGCAAUGUUAUCAAACGAUUAUUCAUAUAAUAAUACAUCAGAUUUUGAUAUAAAUCUUAGUAAUGAAGAAAACAUUGGUUCAAUAAAAGAUAUAAAAAAAUCGUAUGUUUUAUUUAUACUACAAUUACGUGAAGAAUUCUUACUCCCGAAAAACGUUACAAAUGUUAUUGCUACGUACAUUACAACAUUAAUCGAUCAUAUCAAAAUUCUAUCUGAAAAAAAAUCUUUUAAUAUUCCAGUAGAAAGUCGUUUAUCUACAUCACCAAUGUCUCAACAUCAUACUACAAAAGCUAUUAAUUUCAAUCACUUAUUAGAUUUAUUCGUUGAUAUACGUGGAGCAAUUGAAUGUAUAACUAAAAAUGAAUAUCAGUUUAUGAAAUAUUGUUCGGAUUAUUUCGGUUACAACUCAGUUCAGGAAAUUAAUGUAUCAUCUAAUGGUGAAGUUCCAGAUUGUGGAUAUUUUAUCCCUAUUGAUGAAACAUUAUCUUUAAUGUUAAAUUCUCAAAUGUUAGUUUCGAAAAUUUUUGAAAAUAUUGAUCAACAACAGUCAAUAGUUCAAUCAGACGGUGACUUGAUGUUUUCGAUACGUGACUCUUAUAAUGGGCUACAGAUAGAUGAUGAUCAUCUAUUAAUUCAACUUUAUCUAGAUGAUAUUAGUCUCACAAAUCCUUUAGGAUCAAAACGCGAUCGACACAAGAUGUCUAUGAUAUAUUUCAUGUUGGAAGAUAUACCAGAUCAAUACCGGUCAAAACUCGAUUUCAUACAGUUAGUGGCUAUUUGCGAAAGUAGAAUUUUAAAGGUAAAAAUCACAUGA
Molecule: messenger RNA, 1089 nt
Organism: Adineta steineri
Lineage: Eukaryota; Metazoa; Rotifera; Eurotatoria; Adinetida; Adinetidae
Source: the annotation of a GenBank genome assembly